GAUGGGCCGCCGCCCAGUGCCCACUCAUAUGGGCGCUUUUCAGUUGGGAUUUCAAUAUGCCCUCCUCAAGCACGUAUGAAAGAAUCGCGCGUCUUUCUUCGCUAAGGGCUUUUGCGAGGCUUUUAAACCUCCUUCCGACUAUCUUUCAUCUCCCGUUCACCAAUGUCUGAGUCCAAGACUGAGAUGACUAACCUCGGUUCAUUCGAGCCCACCCUAGCCAUCGACCGUGACAAGCCCCUCACAUGGUGGAAAACACUUUCGAUCUUCUGGGACACAUUUUCGAGUACCGCCCUAAGUAGAUGUUGGCCUGCAUUGAUUGUCACUGGUAUCUGGUCGUCUUCAAUAUGCGUGAUUAACCAUUACACGCACGGAAUACUGUCGAUUCAGCCGACUCUUAUCACUGUGUUCGGUACCGUUCUCGGUUUCAUAAUAUCUUUCCGGACAUCAUCCAGUUUCGAGCGUUAUAAUGAGGGUGCAAGACUCUGGUCUUAUAUCGUGUUAAACUGCCGCAUCUUUGCUCAGACCGUGUGGUUUCAUAUCCCAGAUAACACUUUUCCGGCUUCCCAAAAGGACUAUCAUUGUCCGACUGCUGACGAAAUGACCAACCAGGACUCAGCGAAGACUCAGAAGGAAUACGCCAUGACCCUCAUUGAGAAGAAGACGGUAAUAAAUUUACUCGAGGCGUAUGCUGUCGCCGUCAAGCACUACCUGCGAGGGGAAGAAGGAAUUUACUAUAAAGAUCUUUACCCGCUUGUUCCCUUCCUCUCUUCAUCCCACUACUCGUUUCCUGCCGUUAUCCCUUUAAAAAAUGACCAAAUUCGGCAGUUACGCAGCAGGCAUAGACAUCACCCGAAUCGCGAUACUUCAGAGCUCUCUGGGGAUGCAGCCGUUGGUCCAACCCAAGAAAUGCCAGUGCCUGGGUCUUUGUCGAAAUCUGAUAACAAAUCAUUCUGGACAGAAACCACCAAAACUAUCGCACCGCCUCAUUAUGAUCCGGAGUCUCUUCUACCCGCCGAAUUACCUCCUAGGCGCCGCUGGCAAGCAGCUUUUCCAUUUCCGGUCUUCUUUUGGGUAUGGGGAAUUGUAAAGAAACAUUUCUGUAAGCUCAGAGCAGACGGCCCACAUCAACAUUUCCGCCCCAGUAAAAAUAAUGUCCCUCUGGAAAUAUCUCUGUACUUGACAUCCUACAUUGCUGCACUGCAAACCCGUCAAACCGUGAGUGACCCGACCAUAGGUGUGCUUUGCGCGACACUUAAUCAGCUCGUGGAUGCCCUGACGGGGUUAGAAAGGAUCCUUGCCACUCCUAUUCCGUUCUCUUACUCUUUGCAUCUAUGGACGAUCACAAUGCUUUAUAUUGCAGCUUUGCCCUUCCAGCUAUGGACCACACUUAAAUGGUUCACCAUUCCAGCGACUGUGAUUGCUAGUCUUGUUUUCUAUGGUUUUCUUGUGGCCGGGGAGGAAAUUGAAAGUAAGUCACAAAGCUAAGAUGUUGCGCUUAUUCAUUUAACGCAUGGUCUUAGAUCCGUUUGGCUAUGACAGGAAUGACUUGAACAUGAAAUAUUUAGUGGAGAAUAUUAUACGGAAGGAACUUCACGCUAUUACAACGACGCCGGCUCCAAACCCGGCAAUAUGGGCGUUCUCGAAAGAGAACAAUUUUCUUCAAGUUGGGCAAUAUUCGAAGGACGAUUCGGACAAAAUACCGACGGCUUGGGUUCACAAGGGGAAGGAGGAGAUUCUCAGCGCUUUGCAUGGGU
Molecule: messenger RNA, 1754 nt
Organism: Suillus fuscotomentosus
Lineage: Eukaryota; Fungi; Basidiomycota; Agaricomycetes; Boletales; Suillaceae
Product: UPF0187-domain-containing protein
Exons: 11
Coding region: 163-1485 (440 amino acids)
Molecular function (GO): chloride channel activity
Source: RefSeq, a predicted model, not a curated record